AUGUCGCAAAACUAUCUACAACUCAAUCAGUACGAGUUGACCAAGAAGGGCCGAUUUCCCGUCCACCGUGUCAUCGUUUACCCGCAUGCCGCCGUCAAGGCGGCCUGUGAGAAGGGAUUCAUGGUGAGCGCUGUCAGCUUUUGGAAGAAGCAAGCUAACUCGGUAUCUGGAGGAGACGUCGACUCGAGUGUACUCUCCAUUGAAGAAUUCGAACCAUCUACUGUGGGACUGCUCAGGGAAUACCUCUACACUGGGGACUACGUCACAGAGCACGAGAAGCGUGAUGAUCAUGGAGCUGUUAUCCUGGCAAAUAAUCCUGGCAUAUCCCAAGCACUGAUACUUCAUCUCCAUGUUGCUGCAAUCGCGGAUUACUUCGAUAUACAGCCACUGCGGAACCUCGUCCACAGCAAAGUGAACAAAGCCCUCGACAUGCCAUGGUCGUCAGAAGGCUUCGGAGAGGUCGUCAAUUUAGUUUUCGAGGGGAAUGACGAAUUCCUUCGUAAUCAGAUGGCCACAACUGUUUUCAAUCAUUUGGACGACUUUAUCCGUUGGGAUCACCCUGCACAGCUCUUCGCAAAUGACCUAUUCAGACGAGUGUUUGACCCGAUGCAGAACAGCAGACGCGCCAUGGAGCGAGAAAUCAAGAAUUUGUCGGACGAUAAAGCAGCCCUCACCAGCCGGCUCGACAUAGCGCGCAUAGUCGUGACCGGGUACCAAGUGUCUGUUGUCUCUCGUGGCUUUAACUACCUGUUCCAAGGUACUUGUGUCAGAUGUGGACAGACUAAGAAUUACAACUACAAGUUAAAUGACGUUAUUGCACCGCAAUGGGAGAGAUGCAGGAAAUUGUGA
Molecule: messenger RNA, 849 nt
Organism: Aspergillus aculeatus ATCC 16872
Lineage: Eukaryota; Fungi; Ascomycota; Eurotiomycetes; Eurotiales; Aspergillaceae
Exons: 3
Coding region: 1-849 (282 amino acids)
Source: RefSeq, a predicted model, not a curated record